ACUUAUCACAAUGCAUUGACGUAAACAUGGCGGCCACCAUGGAUUUGUGUUUUUCUCGUUCCUAAUGGAUUUCGUUGAAAAUUGGUUUGAAAUUGGGUAAAAUUUUGUUGAUUCGAAAUGACAGUCUAGAGUAAUAGGAUCAAAUGUUCCAUGCAGGCCAAAAAGCGAUAUUUUCUUUUAAUUCUUCUUGGAAUUAUCAUAUGUUUAUUGUGUUUUUUGGGUACAAAGCUCCAUAAAAAUUCACACCAUGGAAGAAUUUUUCAAAGAAAUUUGUACAGUUUCUUUGAUAUCGAAGAUGAAAUCUUUGAGGAGGAUUUGCACUUGUCCUCAAAACAAAGAAGGGAAACCGCAUCUGAGUCGAAAAAACAGCGUUGUAGAAUGGAAACCUGUUUUGAUUUCAAUAAGUGUAAACUUGGAUUUAAGGUUUUUAUUUACCCCAUUCAUGAAAGGGUUUCAGAAACCUAUAGUAAAAUCUUACGGACCAUUCAAAAUUCCAUAUAUUAUACAUUGGACCCGGAGCAAGCAUGUGUAUUCAUUUUAUCCAUUGAUACAUUAGAUCGUGAUACCCUUAGUAAAGACUACGCCAAAGACAUCCAAUCGAAAUUGGACCAAUUAUCUUUAUGGAAUAAUGGUAAAAAUCAUAUUGUUUUAAAUUUAUAUUCAGGAACAUGGCCGAAUUAUAUAGAAAGUUUGGAUUUUGAUAUAGGUGAGGCAAUGAUAGCCAAAGCAAGUUUAUCUGUGUUCAAAUUCCGCCCUGGAUUCGAUAUAUCGUUUCCCUUAUUUGCCAAAGAACUCCCCGAGAUAGGUGGGGAAAGAGCUUAUGUGUAUAACUCUAUAAACAACAUCCCACCGUUUCGAGAAUAUUUAUUAGGAUUUAAAGGAAAAAGAUAUCUAACAGGAAUCGGUUCAGAAACGAGAAAUUCACUCUACCAUAUUCAUAACAAAGAGGAUAUAAUAUUAUUAACUACAUGUAGACAUGGAAAAAACUGGCAGAAGAAGGCAAGGGAAUUAAAUGAUACAAGAUGUAAAGUUGAUAACGAAGAAUAUGACAAAUAUGAUUAUAAGAAGUUAUUAUACAAUGCUACUUUCUGUUUGGUGCCGAGAGGAAGAAGACUUGGAUCAUUUAGAUUUUUAGAAGCCCUGCAGGCAGGGUGUAUUCCUGUGUUACUUAGCAAUGGGUGGGAGCUACCCUUCUCUGAAGUCAUUGACUGGAGCAAGGCUGCGGUGUGGGGUGAUGAGAGACUAUUGUUUCAGGUUCCAUCCAUUGUACGAUCCUUGUCUGUUCCAGAGAUUCUGGCGCUGAAACAACAAACACAGUUCCUAUGGGAGACGUAUUUCUCUUCUGUUGAAAAAAUUGUAAACACUGUGUUACAGAUUGUAAAAGAUCGUGUGAACAAACAUUUGGCAAGAUCUCUAGCUGUGUGGAACAAUUUCCCAGGUGCUCUGUCUGUGCUACAAGAAUAUUCAACCUCCAAAUCACAGUACCCAUUCUAUUAUGCUGACAAUGGGACCAGUCCUGGGCAUCAGUUUACUGCCAUUAUCUAUGCAACAUCACCUGUCAUGCUGUCGUCUGCUCCAUUGUUUCGUCUCAUCAGAACUGUUGCUAAAUCUUCAUAUGUACAUAAGAUGAUAGUUGUAUGGCACUGUGAUAUAGCCCCACCGCCUGCACAAAAAUGGCCAGGAAACUUAGGUGUACCAGUACUAGUCAAAACUAGAAAUAUAAAGUCAAUUAGUGACAGAUUUCAAGCUUUCCCAGAUGUACAGACAGAUGCAGUGUUUAGUUUAGAUGAAGAUGCCUUAAUCACCACAGAUGAGAUUGACUUUGCCUUUGGUGUAUGGAGAGAGUUUCCAGACAGAAUUGUUGGUUAUCCUGCGAGAGAACAUUUUUAUGAUACAACAAAAAAUCGCUGGAGCUACACAUCUACAUAUAGUAAUGAAUAUUCAAUGAUUUUAACAGGUGCUGCAGUUUAUCAUAGGUAUUAUAAUUAUUUAUAUACAAACUCUCUUAGUACUGUAUUCACUCAAAUUGUGGACCAAUCUCAGAACUGUGAGGAUAUACUUAUGAAUUUUCUAGUCAGUCAUGUGACCAAACAACCACCAAUCAAAGUGACUCAUAGGAAAAUCUACAAAGAAAGCAUGCUGGGAAGUAGUGGUAGGACAAGAACUUCCUUUUCAUUAGAUCAACAACAUUUUUCACAGAGACAAACUUGCUUGGCUCACUUUGUCCAGUUAUUUGGAUAUAUGCCUCUCAUUCGAUCAAAAGUUCGAAUGGACCCUGUGUUGUUCAAGGAUCCAGUAUCAAACUUACGGAAGAAAUUUCGUCAAAUAGAAGUUAUAUGACAGAUUGGUUUUAGAAUUACUAAUACUUCUUUUUAAAAUUACUUCAAUAUCACCAAUAAAAAUUGACUUCUAAAGAAUUUUAUUUCAAUAUUUUCAUUUCAUAUUCCAUUGGUGCAAUUCAUUAUCCUAAAGGCAUUUAUAUUGAUAAAACAGUAUAGCAUUAAUACAAAAAAAAAUUAAACUUGACCAAUUUGUUAAAUGCAGACUUUACCCAGUAUUGUAAAAUUAAUAUAAUCAAGGGCAUCUCCAUAUAUUUGAAAGAAUCUUAGAUAAUUAUUACAAGGAUCACCACAGAAACAUAGUAGAGGGUUGAGCUUUUGAAAUGAUUUAAGUACACAUAUAUGUGUGUGUUAAAAAGUGUAUGCAAACGUCUUAAAUUUCUGAUAAAAUUUUUUUUAUCUCAAAUUUAAUCUUUCAAAAUCAAUGAAAAUCAUACUGAUAAAAAAUUUGUUUCCAAACUUAAAUGAUAUUAUCUAUUUUUUUGGCUGAAAAAAUCCAAGACGGUGCUGGAAAUCCAAGGAUGGUGCUAAAUUCAAAUAUUAAAGAGCACCCUCCUUAAAUAGCCUGUGGUGAUCCCUGUGUUAUGUCAGCCACAUGAUUUAAAGUUAACACAAUUGUUAUCCUCUGUAACUAGUUAAUCUCAAGAAUAGUCAUGCAUAGAACAAAAUAGAUUGUAAUUUCAAUUUAGAAUUAAUUAUUUGUAUAAAGAAAGUCUCAGAGCCAUCAAAUGGCAAUUGGGCAUUUUAUAGUGUAUAUGGUAAUCAUUUUAUUUAACUAAUUCUUAGUAUCACAUUAUAAGGCUAGAUAAAAUUAAUUUCUAAGUAACAUUCUCAACCAUCUCCUGAAUUUUCCAUUUACUCCUGAAGAGAUGAUAGUUAACGGUUAUGUUUUGUGUAAUAUAGUUUCCAAUUUUUAUUUUCACAUGAAAAAAUGCUAAAACACUUACUUUAUGUAAUUUCUACAAAUAGGCAGAAAUUAAUUGUUGUUGCCUAAAAUUGAUUGCUGUCCGAGUCUAAGUAGUCCUCUGCUGUGACCACUAGCAAGUCUGCACUGAGUUUAUGAGUUCUAACCGUUCUAAUUGCAAGGGGCUAUCACUUUUAUCUUGAUUGACUAAGAAUGCCAUUUUCAUGCCUUAGGUCUGCGGUCCUCCACCGAUAGAACUGGCUAACUUGAAAUAGCCAAUUAGGCUGAAAAUGGUUUUAAACAUCAACAAUCAAUUUUUGUAUUGUAAAACAAACCCUUUAUUUCAACAAAAUAUGCUUUGCAUGGCAAGGAAUAAAGGGGAAAAAAAUGCUGUUCGGCUGAAAAAAAAUUGUACGUAUGAGAAACUUGAACUUCAUUUUUUCUAGCCUAAGUGAUAAAACCACUUCAUAACAAAGGUUGUAUGUAAAUAGUAAUGAUUAUUUUAUAUUGUGAAUCCCCGGUAACUGUCUUUAUCAAGUUGUGGAAGGUAUUCAUUUGCAUGCUUUAAAAUGGAAUUAUACAUAGAAAUUAAUGUACUCAUAAAAGAAUUCGGAAAACAGUGAUUCAUUUGUUUAUCAUCAAGAAUAUUGUGUGGUAAGUUUUUUUUACUCAAGAUAGAACUAUAUUUCAGUGUAUAUUUAUCAAUUUUUAUUUAUCUUUAAAAAAAUCUAUCUAACAUACUAUCCAUGUAAAUCUGAAAGGAGAACUGAUAAAUAGAGAAGAUGAUGAUUUAUAGUUAUUGCCAGUAUUUAUCAGUUUUGUAUAUUAAUAGUUAAGGAUGUUCGCUACUCUUGUUUUUGACGUUUUUUGUCAGAUAUUCGGAAUCCCCUAGUUUUAACCAUGUAGUGACAAUAAAAAAAAACUCCCGCUAACCCCUACUUUUCUGUUCAUAAUUUUAACACAUAUAGUUUGACAAACCAUUUAUGAAUAUCUUAUAAAAUCCUUGUUAUUUUUUCAUAGUUUUUGAAAGAAAAAAGGCGCCAAUGUUAAAUGUAUGAAAAAUCUAGAGAGAAUCAUUUCCCGCCAAAUUUUUAAUUGAUUAUAUCUCGAAAACAAGGUCACGGACCUAUAAUUUUUUUCUGCUUUUUAAUUUCAGUUAUUUAUAUACUAUCAAUUUAUAACAGUCAUUUAAAAAGCUUGUUAUUUUUAAAUAGAGGAGCGAACAUCCUUAAGCUAUUUAUUGUGACAAGAAAUUUGUAAAAGUAUGUAUUGUUAUAAUGUGGCAAUAUAACUAAAUUUUUGUAGUAUUUUUAUCUCAAUUUGUUCAACAAAUAAAUAACCAUUAAUAUUAAAGAAACAAAUAGCAUAUGGAUUUUAUAGAGAUAAGUUAAGUUAUCUCCCCUUGGUUAGCAAGUUAGUUGGAAAAAAUGACUAAAGUUAAGCAUUUGCUGGUAAAGUACCUUACAGUUUGAUAAAACAAAUAUUCCUAUCUUCUGAUAAAGAAGAGAUAUUUGCAAAUAUCCCAUAUGAGAAGUUUUACACUUUUAUAUUUGUAGUACAUCUUAUCACAUGAUUAAAUAUGUGUAAUUUGCUUGGUUUUUCUGACCAUGUUUUAUUUUAAUCACAUAUUUUUUUUUCAACAAAAUAGGACAUUAUUUUACAAGUAUCAAAUUUUCAAGUCAUAUACCUCUAGUUUAACCACCUAUGGAAAUGGUCAUAAACUUAAAUUGUAUAUUCUUGUUUUGAAUAUUGAAUGUUUGUUAAUAAAAUAUUGCUAGUCAGUAUAAUUUAAAUAAAGACUGACUCUAAAAUGUAUUGUUGAGAAUAUUUGUAGAAUAGAAGUACAUUUUUAUACUCUUUAUUUUCACAUAAUAUCAUUUACACAUUUUACAAAUUUUUCACAUUUUUGCAUGAUUUAACAUUUUUAUCACAUUUCAUUAUUUAUGCAUAAAUUUAAUGUUAAUGAGAGAAAAUAAGUGAUUAAUGUUGAGUGAAUAUGAUAUAUGAUUAAAUGUGAUCUUUGUGAAAGCAUAGUUUGAUAAUAAAAAAAUAUACCUGUGAUUGUUGUUAUAUUUUUAUAAGUUCCUCGAAAAAAAAAUGUAUAUUUUGAAACUUUAAGUUCUAGAAAAAUAUGUUGACCUAAUAAAUGGUGUCUAUCUUAGGUUGGCACAGUUUUAACAUGUUUUAGAAUUUAUUUAUACAUAUCUUGAAAACAAAAUUUUUGGCUUGCAUGAUAUCUAUCAUGUCUAUAUCCUGUUUCUGACAUAGUGCAAAUGAAAUUUAUAUUCGUGACAAUAUAAUUCCUGAUAUACUGCAAUGCUUUCUUUUUUUCUGAGUAUAUAAUUGUAUGCAAUUCUUUGAUAUUCAAUUGAAAUGAAUCCGAAGAUGAUAUUGCAGGUGAAAUUAUAAAUUUUGGAAAAAUUCUGUGAAAAGUCGUAGAUUUUAUGGAAACAUAUUAUUAUGUUGCACACAAAGCGUUAUAUGGUCAUUGACUGUAUGUAAUGUAUUAAAAAGUGUGUAUGGGAUGAAAGCAUACUUGUGUAUAUACCAUAUAAGAUCGCCUAAUGGAUUGUACAAUGUAUAUAUCCUACUGACUUAUCUGAUAUCUGGAGAGAGAAAAAAACCAUGAGUUUCUAAAAACUAUCUAUUAUUUAUUAUUCCAAAAUUUAAUAGAUGCUUUCUAUAUCGGGCAAUGCCAAUAAAGAUAACUCUUAUAGACUCUAUGUAUUCAGCAUUGACAUAGCACAGUCAAUUGAAUUCUUUGAAAUCAAUAGAAGGUACAAUAUAGCAAAUUACUGGUAUUAUACAGUCAAUAAAUAUUUAAUAAGCUUUAUAAUCAGUAUUUAUGGUCAGUAUAGAAAUGUGUUCUUACUUGAAAGUGUUCUGCAGUACUUACAUUUAGAUUACAAAUACCCUUUAUUUUCAAAACUUUAUACAUACAAAUAUAAAACUCUUUUUUUUAACCGAUUGCCUACUUACCAAAACGGCACCAUAAUUCCCUAAACUUGCGCUAUAUUUUCAUUGUUUAUGCUUUCUAAUCUUAAAAAUAUAUACAUUUCUGUAUUAUUCUGUUCUGAAAGCAGGCUUUUUUUUUAACCUUCAGAAUAAGUUGUUUCUACUUAAGGUUGAAGAAGAAACUGAGAAUUUGUCGUCACCAUCUUAUAAAAUUUAAGGAACUUAGCAGAUUGAAUCCAGUAUAUAGUAUAAACAAUGUGUCAAUUUUAUUUUUUACUUUCUAUUUUUAGGAAAAUACUCUUCAAGAACUAUUCAGAAUCUUUAAAUAAUUAUGUUUGAGAUGCACCAAAUCUUCUGUCUAGUGUAAGAUUUUAAUUGUGCUGGUUUGGGCUACUUCUUAGUUACACAGUCAUUUGUACUGAUUUUGUGUCAUGGAUCGAUACCCCAUAUCCUUUGGUUUUUUUAUUAUUUAGGGUUUUCUAUUAGAUAUCUAGAUCUUUAAUAAUGCAUAUUUGUGCUUGCUGCUUAUGAGAUUUUAUUUAAGAUUCUUAUUUUAGUGUAAAUAAGAAAAAUCAAAACAUCAUGAGGAACAAGUCUCACUAUUCAAAUCUUUGAUUCUUCUAUAAACUUCAUAUGUGUUGAUUUCUUCAAUAAAUUUGUGAUAGUUAAGUGUGAAUAUGUUUUUUUUUUUGAUUUGAUUGAGAUUGUAUGAACAAAUAAACAUGUCAUAUUUUUUAUCACAUAUUUAGAAUACUAUUGAAAAUAAUUUGAUGCUUAUUAAUUUAAUUUAUAUACAGUUCAUUAAAUUUUUUUUAUUCAAACUUGAAUUCAAGAAAUGUUACUGAGAGUAUAAAGCCCCUCCUAAUAUUGAAAUGUAUUGAAUAUAAAGGGGAAAAAGCAUUUACUUAACGAUAUUUUAUCACCAUAAUUUAUUGGUAGAGAAGGUAUCUUACAGAUAAUAGGGAUAGCAUUAUUGGAUUUUUCGAUUUUAAAAGUCCAACAAACAAUGCUUUUAUUUUUAUUAUGCCCUAACUAAAAUAGAAGGGGGAAUUGUUUGCAGAUCUAUGGGCUUGUCUGUCCUGUAUCAGGUUUAAGUUUUGGUUUAAGGUAGUUUUCCAUAGAAUUGUGGUCACACCAACUUGAAACCUAUUACACACUUAUUAUGAUGUGAACUUUUAAAAAUAAAUGCUAAAUUAGUAUUUUGACCUAUAUUCCACAGUUCACUGAACUUUGUAAUCUGAUACUGUUAGCACGGCAUUUAUUUUUUCCCUUCUAAAGCACAUUUAAGUCGCUGAAUUCUAAAAUCUAAUAGGAUAAAAUUUUACUUUUUUUCCCUGAUCUAUAAAUAUUUUUUUAAAUGUAAAGAUUGAUAGUUUUCAAAUGAUUUAGAACAUUUUUGAAUUGCUAUAAUGACAUGAAAGUACUUCUUUAUUUUGUAAUCUAAAAUAGAAUGGUCUUUUAUUUUGGUAAUUUAGAUUCACCUGAAAUCUUGCCUAAGCAGACUUCAUUUUAUUUACCAAAAAGAAUUUCAGAAUUUUGGGUCCUCAAUACUUUGGCCUUAUUAACUUUUUUAAUUCCAGAGUCACUCAUUGAUGAAAUAUUUGUAGACGCAAGGCCAGUCUGACGUAUAAAAUUUUAAGCCUGGUAUCUUUGAUGAGUUGAUAUAUGAGAAAGCUAUUGUAUUCAUAAGUUUAUGUAAGGAGCAUCUAUUGCUUACAAAUUCUAAUUGGCAUGGUAAUGAAAUAGAUGUUUGUUUUGUUCUGACAUAGUAAUCACAACUUUGUCCACACUAAGUUGUGAUUUGGCAGUUUUGCUAAAUUAAUGUUUGGUAAUAUUUUCUUUCAUACAAACUAUUAAAAUUUUAUUGUAAUUGUUAUUAAAAAUUUUGUAUGUGAUGAACAUUUACAGUAAUAAAUUGGAAUAUAUUGAUA
Mytilus californianus (California mussel) is the source of this 8129-nucleotide messenger RNA. RefSeq names its product exostosin-1-like. The transcript is spliced from 9 exons. Gene Ontology annotation, cellular component: membrane. Gene Ontology annotation, molecular function: glycosyltransferase activity. The coding region runs from base 151 to 2340 and encodes 729 amino acids. The record is from RefSeq and is a predicted model, not a curated record. NCBI's taxonomy places the organism in Eukaryota, Metazoa, Mollusca, Bivalvia, Mytilida, Mytilidae.